CUUGGCUGCUCAGCAAGCAGUUUUCUUCUUCUUUUCUUGGAUCAGGAAUAUCAACCCUGCGGAAUACCUUGCCUUGGGUCACAAUUUCUUUAGGUAAAUCUUCAUGCAGCAAGUUACUUGCUCUCACCAUUCCAGGCUUGACCUGCCUUGCCUUCCCCAGGCCAAAUUGUUGCUGCACUUUGUCUUUUCUGCUAUCUGCCUGCCUGCCUUUCUCCCUGCCUCAAGCAAGCGUUCCCUACAGCUUGCCCCUUUGCUGUGCCUUCCCUCACUGUUGGAGAGAGCCAUCAAAAUCUCCUGAGUUUGUGUGGUGGAGUUAAAGCAAGGUUAUGUGAGCAAAUAGUUUGUGACUAGUGUGAAGAUCCAGUCAAAGUGGUUAAGUUUAUAGUUCAUCUUAUAAAAGACAGGCAAUUAGAGCAAUUCACUAAACCAUGAUUCUGUGUUGUAAAAAAACAGCUUUAUAUCUCUAGUGCUACAUUUGUCUACAUUCAUGUUCUCUCCAAUUCAAAAGGCAGAUGAAUACCACACCUUGGAAUGAGUCAAACAAAUUCCAGAGGUAAAGUUGAAUCAAUUACAGUGGCUAAUACACUACCUUGUAUAGAGUCACUAAAGAAUUUAGUGAUAACAUUCUUAUAUGGCAACCUUUCAGUUGUUUAGGAAUUUGUGAAAUCUGCAUUUAAAUAUACACCAAUGACUCAUGACUUUUUCAUCCUUUACAUAUGCUGAGUUUAAGAACCCAUCAUUACCCAUGGCUGGAUGUGUGUUAAUAUCUACUGCCAUUUGGAAUAUAUACAUUUGAAAUGAAACUGGAUUUGUUGACUUAUUCUUACAUAAUCAGAAACACACAUUCACCCCAACUCUUGUGACUAACAAAGGACAAUCAUGAUUCCCACGUAAUCACCUGUAUCUUCAAGGAAGUACAACGUGUCUUCUUGAGACUAUUCCACAACAACAAAGAGUAGUCAUUUAUGAUAUAGAUCUUGAUGAACAACCAGCAUCCUUAAUGAAAAGAGUUUAAGCAUAUAAAGUUUGCAGCUUUUCCAGCAUCUUCCAGAGUACUCUGCUGAUAACUCUGCUUGCACAUUUGGAGAGUCAGUCUAGUUCAAAGUAUGACACAAAUUUAUUGAGACUGUAAAUUAGCAUCACCCAUUUAUAAAUUUGAUAAGAUAAUCUGGGAGUCAUAUAAACUUAUUUUGGCUUAACUCCAAAUAAUGCAACUCAAGUGGACCUAAGAAAAUGGGUUAAUCUUUGGAGAAUUUGCAUGUAUAUGAUAUUAUAAUAGAUCUGUCAUACUGGUAGCAUUUUAUCUCUGCCUAAAUUAUGCCAUAGGGACAACAUGUUGUUAUGUCCUAAUGUCAUCCUAGGAGGAAGGAAGGUCCAGCUCAAAUAACCACUUAAUGAAGUCACUGCAUAAUUUUGAACCAAUAAAUUCUUUCUCUGUAGGGAUAAAAUGCCCUGGAGAAAAUUGUGUCUACUCUUUUAGGAUUUAUGGACAGAAGGCAGACUCUAGAUGAGGGGUGUAAAACUUGUGGUGUCAUGUUGUCGUCACAUGACGUAUUGCACCUUUUGCAUGGCCAGCGUGUGAAACAUUUGGCUCAUGGGCCACAAGUUUAACACCCCUGCUCUAGAUUUUAAAAAAACAAUUAUUCAGAAGUACAGAAGGGAUAAUAAAAAUGCCCGCAGUAGUAAGUAUUGUUGCAGGAUCUAAUCUCGGUUGGUCACCUGGACCAGAGGUUUUGUCUUCCGAGCUUUUGGACUCAUGCUGGAGCCCAUCUUCAGGGCACUUCUCUCUAGCCUGAAGUUCCCUGAGGACCAGCUUUAGCACAACUCCAAAAAUUUGGAAGACAAAGUCUCUGGUCUGGUGACUGGGUGACUGAUUGGAUCCUGCAACGUUACCUUCAUUAGUAAGUAUUGUAAUGAAGGUAUGAUAACUCCUGGCCCAGCACCAUAGUUUUGCUCUGCCUAUAGGGGAGAGACUGAAGAAGGGAAGGGGCAUCUCUUGGGGGUGUAUUUGCACCUUUUUUUUUUUACUUUGCAAGGGAUCUAUUGAGUGCCUCCCUUCCUCUGUGCCCUUCCAUUUUUUCUUGCUCCACCCUCUCCUAACCCUAACCCUUGCUCAUUUCAUAGUUCUAUGUAUUACAUCAGGAAAUGGUUUUGGGAGGAAAUAGCUUGCAGAACCUGUGAGGAACUCUAGUCAUAACGGUAGGGGUACGUUCGUAGAGGCAGUCUUCUCUCCAGAAGUGGCUGAGCCAGGGGCAUGCAGUCAACAUGAGAUAAAUCACAAAAUUGACGGUUUCCGUUGAUUCAAAGGAUUUGAAUGGUAGGGAAGAAUGUCAGAUCCUUCUCUGUCAGCUGGUAAUAUAAGCCAAGCUAUGGAGGAACUACCAGAUGCCUUUGAUUUCUGCUUGCGUGAUGAUGCCAGUUCUCUGGGCUCCGACUCUGAGCUGAAUGGCAUGGCUCCCUAUCGCAAGACGGAUCGCUAUGGCUUUAUUGGAGGAAGUAGCCUCCAAAAUGGCCAAGAUCAUCUCCCUGUUGUGCUCAUCCGACACCGUGAAACCAAAUGGCUGGAAAUGACAGCUCACUGGGAGAAAACCAUGGCCAGGCGCUACAGGAAGGUAAAGCUGCUGUGUCGAAAAGGAAUCCCUUCCUCUUUACGCGCACGCUGUUGGCCUCUGUUGUGUGGAGGACAGGCCAAAAUGGAGAGGAGCCCCGAAAAGUACCAGGAAUUGCUUGAUAUACCUGGUGAUGCUCAGUGGGUGGAGACUAUCACAAAGGACAUUCACCGCCAAUUCCCUUUCCACGAGAUGUUCUUAUCUCCUGAGGGUCCUGGACAGCAAGGGCUGUUGCAGCUGCUGAAAGCCUACACUGUGUAUCGACCCGAAGAAGGUUAUUGUCAAGCUCAAGGUCCAGUGGGUGCCCUGCUUCUCAUGCACAUGCCACCAGAGCAAGCGUUCUGGUGCCUGGUACAGAUCUGCGACCACUAUCUGCCUGGUUACUACAGUCCCCAAAUGGAGGCGCUGGUGCUAGACAGUGAAAUUUUUACAGCGCUCCUCCAUCGCGUGUGUCCGAAGGCCUUUAAGCACUUGCAGAAGCAUGGGGUGGGGCCUUUGAUGUACAUGCCUGAGUGGUUCCUGUGCCUCUUUGCCCGCACGCUGCCCUUCCCCACGGUGUUGAGGGUCUGGGAUGCCUUCCUGAGUGAGGGAGUCAAGGUGUUGUUUCGUGUUGGUCUGCUGUUAGUCCGCUUAGCCCUGGGCUCCUCUGAAAAACUACGUGGCUGUCCAGGACUGGUGGAGACACUGGAGAAGCUACGCAGCAUCCCACCUCAGUUUCUGGAAGAAGACAGCUUCAUGGCUGAGGUCCAUGAUGUGCCCAUCUCAGAGAGUGACCUGGAACGUGAAUGUAGAAUCCAACUGGGGAAACUACACAAAACUCAGCCUAAAUUCCAGUACAACCCAAAGCAGCGCCUGUCUGGUGCAAAGGCCAUUUUUGACGUUCAGCAACUGGAGGAUGCACAGAGCAAUAAAACAGAGAAGGAAAUUCACGCACAUACUUUCCACAUCCCACAAAUCAAGGUAGACCCGCCCCCAUCACCCCCAAGGGAGCAGAAGAGGGCCUCGGAGAUGCACGCUCAGAAAAAAGAGCAGAAAAGGAAGAAGCCGGACACACGGGGAAAGACUUUCCAUGCCUUUGAGCAUCCCACGGGUAGAAGGGAGAGAAAGCUAGAACCAGAAGCUGCAAGGAGCAAGUCAUCUUUUUACUUGGAGGCAUGAUUCUCACUCAGGGCAGAGAAGAGAUGGAACUCUGAGAGAACAAUCAUGCAGCAUUUUCUCAUUGCCCUGCUCUGGUUAAUGGAUGAAUUCAGAAGUUUCGACAUAGCCUGAGUUGAAGGCAGUCCCGAAUUUCUAUGAAAAAAUUAAAUAAAAUAGGCUGGGUUUCCUAAUUUGAGGAGCUUCCUCUUUCUGAGGCCUUCAUCUAUAACCCUACUUGAAUUAAAAUAAGAUAUAGAUAAUCCCACCCUACAUAUGUUUUGAGAUGUAGAGCUAUGAGUUAUAGAUAUUUUGUGUGAGAGUGUGUGUAGAGAUACGAUUUAGCGAAGCUUAGUGAAUUUCAAAGGGCAGAGCAAGUAGAUUUCACUAAGUAUCCUUCUUCCCAUCACUCAGCUCCCAUCCUCAGUAAUUUUAACAUAGUGUCAGAAGGAGACCUCUUGAUAAUUUGGAAAUAUGUUAGCUCUCCAUUAACAGCUGCCUUAGACAGAAACUUUCUGCAGUUACAAUGGUAAUGAAAAAAUAAUUUUGUGAGAACUUUUGCAGGUCCAUAAAGCAAACAAAAGCUGAAGUAAAAUUGUAAAAUUGUGAUGUUUUACUUAGUGACUGCUUUGUUUAACGACCAGUUUGCUGGUCCCAAUUCUGGUCACUUAACAAGGACUACUUCUUUGCUAUAUAUUUUCAUCUGUUUUGCUGUGGAUGUUGUAACCUAAAGUCCAGGCCUGGCAAUGGGGAUAAAAAGAAGAGAAGUCGUCUAAGAUCUUGGAUGAAUGAAAACUAAUUUGAAAUACAUUGUAUUGCUCCAGGCUUUGAGAUACAGUAUUUGGCACCUUGAUUCUAAGGAGGUAAAAUUUAUUGCACCUGUAUACGUAAAACAGAUCUAAUUCAGUAAAAUUAUAAAAAAUGUGAUUUUCCUAUAUCCAUAAAAAAAACCAGAAAAUUGUUCUGAUUCAGAGUGGCAAAGGGGAGUGGGGGGAUUGUAUAAUUAUUUGGUUCCAGGAAAAGAUUGUUUUAAAUUGAACAAACUGAAGAAAAU
This is a messenger RNA of Thamnophis elegans (Western terrestrial garter snake), 4797 nucleotides long. RefSeq names its product TBC1 domain family member 10C (gene TBC1D10C). The coding region runs from base 2328 to 3767 and encodes 479 amino acids. The record is from RefSeq and is a predicted model, not a curated record. The transcript is spliced from 9 exons. NCBI's taxonomy places the organism in Eukaryota, Metazoa, Chordata, Lepidosauria, Squamata, Natricidae.